AAACUCGCUUUUUUUUUGUUUCUCUUGAUCUGUUUUCCUCACAUAUCCCUUUGGCUUCUGUUUUCAUCUCUCUGCUUCUUGGCAUCCUUCAGUUUCUGGGGUCUCUUCCUUUUUCUACACUGCACACUCGAAAUUUCUCUGCAGAUUCUUUUGGGGUUUGCUUCAGUUUCUUUCUUUUUUUUUUUCUGGUUUUGGUUUUCAUCCGAAACAGAUAACUUAGACCCACAGAAAAAGAUUUGAUUUUUCUACUUAGAUUGUUCUCAGAUUUCACAUCUGGUGCCGCUGUUGAGAGAUUCGUACACAUACACCAUGCAUAUAGGCUGAUUUCGAUCGCUUGUUGCUGUUAUGCUGGAGACGAAGCUGACGAGGAAGGCCAGAUUUAUUUACUGUUGUGGCACUACUGUUGUUAGGACACAAGGAAGAACAGCUUGUGACUGUUCCAAGAACAGCACAAGGAAAGAGGAGAAUAAGCUUUUCAUCAGAUGUUAUCCAUCGAAAACCCUCCACCUGAAUCAGAUCCUCCUCCUCCAUGUCCAUUGAAGAAGAAGAAGCUCGUGAAUUCGGAUCUAUGUUCAUCCACGUCCUUAUCAUCAUCAUCAUCAUUUGAUCGUCAUCGUCAUCAAAGCCAUAUUCAUCCCCACAACAGCGGCAACAACGUCAACCCUAGCCAAACCCCCAAUUUCUGUAUAAGAGAUUAUGUAUUCGCUGUCCGAAGGAAGGAUGUCUACAGGAACUGGCCAUUUUCUUCAGAAAAUCUGCAGCUGUGUCUCAAACAUGGCGUAAAACAGCCUUUGCCUCCAUUUCAUUCCCUUGGUUCCGUGAAAGACAAAUCUCUCAAACCAUGUCCGGCUGAUAUCGCAUCCGAUGUCGCCAUAAAGUCCGAUGAUCCUCCAACGACUCAGAAACUAGCGGUUAUCUCAGAAAAAAUCAAACCAUACUCGGAAGAUGCAUUCCCCUCAACUGCUACAAGUGCUCGCCAAUCUGAAGUACAGUGUUUGGAAUCUUAUCCAGUUUUGAGAAGCAAGACCGAGAACACGAACAGACCCACGAGCAAGAAGUGUCGUCUGGUGGUGAAGUUUGGUAACUUGUCUGCUGAAGACGUUGCUUCCAAUCUGACGGCUGCCACAUCUGAACUGAUGGCGUCUUCAAAGACUUGCCCUGUUUGCAAGACCUUCUCGUCGUCUUCAAACACCACCUUGAACGCUCACAUCGACCAGUGCCUGGCUUUGGGCUCAAAACCGGUUUCAGCAUCAGGUUCCAGGGUGGUCAGGCAUAAAAUCAAGCCAAGGAAGAUCAGAUUGAUGACUGAUAUUUACGCCACGGGGAAAGAAUGCACAUUGGAAGAGCUUGACAGACGAAAUGGCACAAGCUGGGCCGCCAUGGGAUCAAACUCGCCAGUUUCAGAAGGUGGCCAGAGGCAAAGGGCAACCCUGGAUUGCUCCAGAGACAGUGCAGGCGAUCAAGAUAAUGUUUAUGUGGAUGCCAAUGGCACUAAAGUCCGGAUCUUGUCGAAGCUAGUCAAUGAUGGAGCAAUGGCGGAAAAGUCUGUGAAAGGAAGGAAACUGUUUUCAGCUAAAAAGAAAAGCAGUAAAGGAAAGAGAAAACAUAAGUAUCUCAAGCUUGUUCCUCAAAGCACGAAACUUUUGCCGAAGAAGAAAGCUCACUCUUCUCAGGUUCAGGCUGAACCAGAAGGAUAUUCUAAUCAAAAGCCGAUAAAGCUUGUUUCACAGCCGGGAAGCUCAAGACAGUGGAUGCCAUUGAAAUUUACCACUGUGAGAAAGGAGCCGAGCAAGAGAGGAUGCAGAAAGAACUCGUCUUCUGAGAAUAAUGAACCGAGUUCUUUUGGGAGGAGAGGUAAAGUUGAGAAGGUCACCCAUGUAUCUGGAAUCAAAGUGGGUCACGCAGAGAGAUCUCUUCUGCCAAUGAAGCGGAAUACCGAUAGUAUGUCGAGAUCUUCUGAGAAUGAUAGAAGCUAUAUCUCGCCUUCAGGCCGAAGGAAGAUUUGUUCUUCUGCCGGAUUUGGAAAAGAUGUGAAAGACUCUCCACAAAUUGGAUCAAGAACCCUGGAAGUACUGUCACCGGGUAAGAAAGUAUCCAUCAGGCACCAGUUUGCUUCUGAGAACAAGCUUUCCGCAGGUAAAACGCGUUUUAGCUUCAAGAGGUUGAGGUCUCGGGUUUCAGAUGGCAGUGAUGAUGAACUUGUGGGCCGAGAACAUUCUACUGAUUCGAUGCAAAAUGGGUCUGAGGAUCGCCACCAGAUAAAUGACUCAUCUUUUGGCACUUCUGGUCCACUUUCGAGAGAAGAACAGUUAGGUUCAGACAGCCCCCGGAUGGUAUCUCAGUUCUUACAUCGCGAUAAUGGCGAGACUGCUGAUUCUUCUCCACGAGUUCUUGACCAUUUUGAUGAUGAAACUGAUAGGUGUGGGUGGGACGAUUCUUCGAGCGAUAACGAUAGUGAUAGCGAAAGUGACAAAAAGGACGAUGAUGUCCUAGAAGAUGAUCUUGAUUGCCAGGGAAUUACCAGAGAACGAGCCAUUAGUGGUAGUCUGAGUAAGUUUCUGGGAACAGAAUUCGGCAGGAGGAGCCACUCGGGAACACCAUUUGCCUCAUCGGUUGAUCAGUACAUUCGUCAUUCAUCCGAGCCGAGUUUUCUCGGUGGGCAAGAAGAAUAUUCUACUCAUGAUGACGCCAUAAGUGAGAAAGCUACAUGCUUGCACCGGGAUCUUGACUUUGAAAUUGCUCAAGGAAGCUCUUUUCCGGAGGUUGAGCCUAUUCCGAUCCCCGGGCCCCCAGGGUCAUUCUUGCCAAGCCCCCGGGACAUGAUGAUGACUUCUGAAGAUUUCCCGGGACAAUCAUCAUUGACUACAAGCCCUGUUCUAUCCUCUGAGGAUCAUCGAGAUUUCAUCGACAGAGUUUCAUCUGAUUCUCCACUUUCUAUGGCCUCAACUGUCUCGAACUCUAGACCCGAUCACAUGAAGUACUUUGAACAGUUCUCAUCGGCUGGGAUGAAUCCGGAUUCCGCUGCUUCUUCUCUUCGGAGUGGUGUGGAUACCGAGAGAAAGCUCGAGGCAGAAAACCUCAGCUUGAAUGACUUCGCCAUUGAAAAGAGUUCUCUUGGAUUCAGAAACGAGAAUCAACCGUGUUGUUGCCAGAGGAAGGAGAGAUCUUUACCUUCUCAAGGGUUCAUUUCUCUCAACUUUCAAGAAUCUCUGCUGCUGAAGCGAAGAACAAUGGCUUCUGCAGAGAGACAAACAGGUUUUCUUCCUGACAUGAAUCAUGCCGGUUCGAGAUCUCAACUGUCGGCAUCAGGCAAACCCUGCACUGCCCUGGACUCGGUACCCGAUAUGCCCGUGAAAACAUUGUCGGGUAUCGAUGGCACGGCUAUAAUCCCGUCUGGUUCUAAUCCGGUACUGAGGCUAAUGGGGAAGAACUUGAUGGUGAUGAACACAGCAGAAGAACCUUCAACGCAGCUUAACCAUGGCGGAUUCAAUCCUAAGCCUCCAGUUCAUCUGGCAGCAUCCUCGUUCCUCCACACAUCUGCCCCUCGGGGAUCUUUCAUGCUCGAUUGUGAUUCUUUCAGCUCGCGGGCAGCUGCAGGAACGUUUCAGAGCCGUUACUCAGCACCGUUCUCUCUGUUCAACCCGCAAGACUCUUCUUCUGCUCACUGUGAAGCUCUCAAUCCGAAGAACCCCGACCACUUCGGCUUUCCAUCAAGCUGAUCUCUCCUUGCUUUCACUGAACCAUCCUUGAUCUGGUUUUUGCUGGGACUUCAACCAAAAAAAAAAAGAUAUAUUAGGAAAAAGGAUCAUAAUCAGCAAACAAGUGUUGUUCUUACAGAAACUGUAGCUGUUGUCACAUUUUGUCUCUGUCAAAAGCAGCUUUUUUUUUUUUUGUUUCUAUGUACUCUUCAAUGUCUACAUACAUACAACGAGAGACAUGAUGAAGUUAGUGUACGUAUAUGCAUGGGGUAAAGCUUCUAAUUGUUCAUGAA
Messenger RNA from Tarenaya hassleriana, 3991 nucleotides. RefSeq lists its product as uncharacterized. Bases 483 to 3719 code for a protein of 1078 amino acids. The transcript has 4 exons. The record is from RefSeq and is a predicted model, not a curated record. Lineage: Eukaryota; Viridiplantae; Streptophyta; Magnoliopsida; Brassicales; Cleomaceae.